This is a messenger RNA of Racocetra persica, 256 nucleotides long. The record is from the annotation of a GenBank genome assembly. Lineage: Eukaryota; Fungi; Glomeromycota; Glomeromycetes; Diversisporales; Gigasporaceae.
AUAUAUAUAAUAGAUUUGCUGCUUCUGGUGAUAUAAUGCAUUCUACUGUGUCUCAAGUAGAAUUUCUUCUUGAUAAUGAUAUUCCAAUAUUGUUUUUUGUUGGAGAUGCUGAUUUCAUUUGCAACUGGAUUGGUAGCAAUGAAAUGAUCGAAUCAUUAAAAUGGAAAUGUCAGCAAGAAUUUAAUAAUGCUAAAUUCCAAGAUUGGAAGGUGGAUGGAGUAAAAGUUGGUGAGAUUAGAAAGGUUAAAAAUUUAUG